AUGAAAGCGAAACCAAAGAAUGACGAUCUGACUCCAGUAAGAUUCAACGCUAGCGCUAAUACACGAGCCGGCAAGAGGCCCGCACUGCAGUCCCCUCCAGAUGCGUCAGCGGAGCCGAUUACCGAAAACCGCAUAAGGACUAUUGUAGAAGAGGUAAUGGAAAACCAAUUAGAGAUAUUAAUGGCAAGACUCACGGUGAGCAUGAGGACGAUGUUAAAUACAGAAUUAAAAUCAAUGCGAGAUGAGAUAAAGGAAAUGAAUGACUCUAUGACGUUUAUGAACCUUAAAUACGAGGACAUGAAAAAGGAAAGCAAGGAAGAUAAACAAAAAAUUAAGAACCUGCAAGAUCAGAAUAAUAAGAUGGCAAUUACAAUACAGGAUGUGACUGGUCGUCUCAAUUAUUUGGAACAACAAAAUCGGGCCAGCAAUGUGGAGAUACAAUGUGUACCCCAAAAAAGCAAUGAAAGUUUAGUUAAAAUUGUAACGGAUUUAGGGAAAGUUAUUAAACACGAAGUAAAAGAUGUGGACGUCUCUUAUUGCACGCGCGUCAUGAAGUCAAAUAGCAGCAACAACCGACCUAAAUCCAUUGUUGUCCAAUUUAACUCACCCAGACUUCGAGACUCUUUUUUAGCUGCAGCAGUAAAUUUCAAUAAAUCUAAACCAGUUCCCGAAAAAUUGAACUCUUCACACUUAGGAUUUGUUGGAGAGAAAUCCCCCAUAUACAUUAUGGAACACUUGAGCCCCGCAAAUAAAGCACUACACGCGGCAACACGCAUAAAAGCAAAAGAGAAGGGGUACAAGUAUGUUUGGACGCUUGGGCCGUGGGGUCAGGGGCACGGCAUUUUCACAGAGCUGGCCAAACACCUGGAGCAUAUCUUGCCCAGCGCAUCGGCAUUGCUGUUCAGCGCGGCAAUGCCGCCAGCCUUCUGGGCACCCUACCGGCCGGCUCUGGCUUAG
Molecule: messenger RNA, 957 nt
Organism: Leguminivora glycinivorella
Lineage: Eukaryota; Metazoa; Arthropoda; Insecta; Lepidoptera; Tortricidae
Exons: 2
Coding region: 1-957 (318 amino acids)
Source: RefSeq, a predicted model, not a curated record